Molecule: messenger RNA, 438 nt
Organism: Notodromas monacha
Lineage: Eukaryota; Metazoa; Arthropoda; Ostracoda; Podocopida; Cyprididae
Source: the annotation of a GenBank genome assembly
CAGCCGCCGGUUGGUCAAUUCACAGUCGCGCACCCUCUGGCCAUCAAACGCCAGUUGGUCCAACCACCAGCCAGGGCAGUUCUUGGCCUUGCCAAUCCCCAGCCCACCAAACUGAGCAAUGUUAGGUUAGGAUACCAUUCUGCUCACCAAAUUCUAGGAAGAAUCAGCAUGAUUCUUGUCACCCAAUUGUUUGGGUGCCCCAACAAUUGGGUUACAGGACUGCCAUUUGGUGGACUAGGGAUUGGCGAGGCCAAGGACUGCCCUGGCUGGCGGUUAGACCAACCAGCGCUUGACAACUGGCAGAAUUUCGGAAUUCGGUGUUUGCAAGACAAAAAAGCUUCUCUGCUCGGAGAUCUGCUCAGGUUCACAAUUCGAAUGCGAGUGAUGAAAAUCAUGCUGAAUUUGGAAAACAGGAAAGAGUUGCUGAAGGACGCGGAU